AUGGGCCCCUUUGCGUACGUCUUUUUCUUCGUCAUCCCGCUCGCCUAUGUUGCCAUUUUCUUCGCCAUCGUGCCCUUGGGCGACCCGCGCCUCUCGGAUAUCUCGGACCAGUGGGUCUUCAUUUUUAUCAGCAAUGGCGCCGUCGUCCUCGCCAUUUCGUACCUGUACAACGCCGCCUUUCUGAGCAUGGCUAGGUGUGAGACCCCGUUCCGCACGUCCCUUAUUCCCCUCGCCGCUGUCUUCGUUGCCGAGAUUGUCGUUUUGACUCCGAUUCUCCUAACGUACGGCGUUUUCAAUUGGCUUGGCAUUGCUGCGCUUAGCGUUUGCUAUGUUACUCUUUACGGUUCUAUGCUUUUGGCGUACCACGAUAUACGCCCCAUGGUUCACUCUUUCUUCAAACGGUUCAUGCUUCUGCUCAUCCUUUAUAUUCCCCUGCUCGUCGGAUACGUCAUCGCGUAUCGUGAGAUCACUUCAUCGGCUGGGCAAUCAGCCCUUAGUUUUUGCUUAGCAUUCAUCACCUUCAUUUAUCGUCGCGUGAUGCUGUCCCAACUGGACCCGUUUCCGCUCGAGUUCAGUCAGCUCAUGGCAGGGUUUUGGGUCCAGAACCUGAGUGAUUGCACAGCUGUUCUUGCUUUCCCACAAGUUCGCAGCCCUUCCGUCUAUGCAGCUCUCUUUUUAUCAACUUCGCUUCAGAACGUGGCAUUCCUUGGAUUUGUCUCGGAUAUGUGGAUAUACACACUCCGCCCUACCAUUAAGAAUACAGUUUUGAACGGAAUCAAAUGCAAUUUUCCGCUUCCUCCUGUUCCCAAACCAGACGAAACCUUCGAUCGCGUCAACCGAGGGCAUGAUGCGAACGUUGGUGGUUAUCGUCGAAGACAGUUCCGCUUCUUUUUCUUCAGGUUAUUGUCACAAGCAGUCGCAAUGGUGAUGUAUCUGGGCAUUUCCCCAAUGCUCCGCUAUGGACUAAACAAGGAGUACACACCGCUAUCGUUGAUUCCACAUGAAGAAUAUCGCAACUCGAUGAUAUUCUCCGCGGGAAAUUUGGUGUUCAUCGCGUUAGUGGGAAUAUUUGGUUACGUUUUCUUGCAUCGAAGCCACCAUGCGACAUUCCAUGAGAUUCGAGAAAUCCAUAUGCACGACAUAUUGCAUCACACGAUGGUCGGCAUGGUAACAGCAAUUAUUACUCACAACAUGAUCGUUACGAUUGCAAUUAUUCUCUCACAGUAUUGUAUCUUCUCAUCGUUCGACGGUGCGACAGAGAUGGAGCGUUGUGUAAUGACAACAAUUAACAACUAA
Molecule: messenger RNA, 1296 nt
Organism: Chondrus crispus (carragheen)
Lineage: Eukaryota; Rhodophyta; Florideophyceae; Gigartinales; Gigartinaceae
Exons: 1
Coding region: 1-1296 (431 amino acids)
Source: RefSeq, a predicted model, not a curated record